AUGCCAGAGAAGGUCGGAAUUGCCAACUUGCCCAACCAAAGGCACAAGAUCGUGUCGAAACAAGGUGCUACCUUCACACUUAUGGUGUGUGGAGAAAGCGGACUUGGUAAGACGACAUUUAUCAAUACGCUAUUCGAAACAGGGUUGAAGCCUUAUGCCGAUCCCAGCGAAAGACACAACAAAUUCACUACUCUGCACCAAACAGUGGACAUUGAUAUUGUACGUGCUGAAUUGGAAGAGAAGAACUUUAAGAUCCGGUUAAACGUCAUCGACACUCCAGGGUUCGGUAAUAACGUCGACAACAACGACAGUUGGAACCCCAUCAUUGACUUUCUUGAUGACCAACAUGAAUCUUAUAUGCGUCAAGAACAACAACCUUCAAGACAUUCCAAGGUAAAGGAUUUACGUGUUCAUGCAUGUCUUUAUUUCAUUCGUCCUACCGGCCAUUCGCUUAAACCUUUAGACAUUGAUAUCAUGAAGAAACUCUCUACUCGGGUCAACUUGAUUCCAGUGAUUGCCAAGCUGGACACCUUAGCACCCAAUGAAUUGGAUACGUUUAAGUCACGUAUUAGAGAUGUUAUAGAGGCUCAAGAUAUUAAUAUCUAUACACCUCCAUUGGACAUCGAUGAUACUGCUUCUGCUGAACAUGCCAAACAAUUGAUUGAAGCCAUGCCCUUUGCUGUCAUUGGACUGGAACAAGUUUAUGAAACUGAGCCUGAAAAGUUUGUUAAGGGAAGAAAAUAUCCUUGGGGUUUAGUAGAAGUUGAAAAUGAUGCUCAUUGUGAUUUCAAAAAGUUACGGAGUUUAUUAUUACGUACCAACAUGUUGGAUUUGAUUUUAUCUACCAAUGAAAUACACUACGAGACUUUCCGUUCUGUCAAGUUGGGCUCAGAUGCCACCACCAAUGGUUCUGACAAUAGCCAAACUACCAAUAAGGAUGAGCCUUCAUCUCAUGACUUGAUGAAAAAGUUACAAAAGAAGCCAAGAAGACUUCAUAAUCCAAAGUUCAAAGAAGAAGAAGAUGCCUUGAAGAAAUAUUUCACUGAACAAGUGAAAGCCGAAGAACAAAGAUUUAGACAGUGGGAAGCCAAUAUUGUUAAUGAACGGAACAAGUUGAAUCAAGAUUUGGAAGAGAUGCAAGCCAAAUUGAAGGCUUUAGAAGACCUGGUAAAGAAGUUACAAUUGUCCAAGAGAUAA
Lizanozyma spartinae is the source of this 1197-nucleotide messenger RNA. It is a transcript of the gene CDC12, whose product is annotated as septin. NCBI's taxonomy places the organism in Eukaryota, Fungi, Ascomycota, Pichiomycetes, Serinales, Debaryomycetaceae. Gene Ontology annotation, biological process: cytoskeleton-dependent cytokinesis. The record is from RefSeq and is a predicted model, not a curated record. Gene Ontology annotation, cellular component: cell division site; microtubule cytoskeleton; cytosol. The transcript is spliced from 2 exons. Gene Ontology annotation, molecular function: GTPase activity; molecular adaptor activity; GTP binding. The coding region runs from base 1 to 1197 and encodes 398 amino acids.